This is a messenger RNA of Rotaria sp. Silwood2, 1866 nucleotides long. The record is from the annotation of a GenBank genome assembly. NCBI's taxonomy places the organism in Eukaryota, Metazoa, Rotifera, Eurotatoria, Philodinida, Philodinidae.
AUGUCGAAUUCAUCAAAACGUUUAGAAAUACGUUUAAAAGAACGUGAAGAUGAAUAUACUUGUUAUAAACAAUUUAAUGUACUUGUCGGAACAUUUAAUGUUAACAAUCGACAAGUACCACCAAAUAUUUUACUUGAAGAAUGGCUUUAUCAAGUAACAGAUAAUAAUAAUAAAAGUAACCAAAUUUGUAUUCCUGAUAUAAUUGCAGUUGGUUUUCAAGAAAUUGAUACAAGUGGUGGUGCAUAUAUAUAUGAUGAUAAAAAAAAAGAAGAUGAAUGGGAACAAAUUGUACGAAAAACAAUUAAAUCAUGCUAUGAAAAAAAUAAUGAGGAAAAUGUUAAAUUUGAAUUACUUAAUCGUGUUAGACUAAUGGAAGUUGUCCGAAAGUGGAAAAUAAGUGAUCAUGAUAUUAUAUUCUGGUGUGGUGAUAUGAACUAUAGAAUAUCUCAACCUAAUGAACAAGUUCGUCAAGCAAUAAAUGAAUUAUCAACUGUUCCUUUACAUGAAAAAGAUCAAUUACGUUGUGAAAUGAAAUUAAAUAAUAUCUUCACAAAUUAUUAUGAACCACCUAUUAAUUUUCUACCAACAUAUAAAUUCGAUAUAAAUACAGAUAAUUAUGAUACAAGUGAAAAAUUACGUACACCAUCAUGGACUGAUCGUAUAUUAUAUCGUUCAAAACGUUCAAAAGUUCUUAAUGAUAAUCAAAAUGAAUUAGAAACAAUCAAAACAAUACAUUAUUCAUGUGCAAAAAAUAUUAAAUUUAGUGAUCAUAGACCAGUUAGUGGUUUAUAUUUAGUUGUAAUUAAAUAUGAAUGUGAUGAAAAACGUUCAAAUCGUAUUCGUGAAGAAUUAAUACGUGAAUCUGAUCGUAUAGAAAAUGAUUCAAUACCAACAAUUGAAGUUCAUCCACGACCACCACAAAUUAUAUUUAAUCAUAUACGUUAUUUAGAUAAACCAAAUUAUUCUUUAACUAUUAAUAAUAUUGGUGAAUGUACAUGUAUAUGUACAAUAAUACCAUCAUCAAUAUCAACAUCAUUUCAAUGUUUAACAUUUACACCAAAUCCACCAUAUACAAUAAAUAUUAAACAAGAACAACAUGUAAAUAUUAGUUUUGAAGCUAAAACUAAUAUUAAACAAAUAAGUGAUAUACUUAUUUUACAUGUUGAAAAUGGUGCUGAUACAUUUAUUACAUUAGAUAUAACAUUAGAUAAAGGUCCAUUUGGUUUAUCAUUAGAAGAAUAUUCAUGUACACUUUAUGAUAAUGAAAAUAAAAAAUAUAUUUUUACAAAUGAUAAUAGAUCUAAUUCAGAACAUAUUAUAGAAAUGAUUAAUGAUCCACCAAUAAUUUAUAUUGCAUUAAUUGAUUGUUUAAGAGAACGUAAUGAUAUUGAUUUACUUUAUAUAUUUAAUAAUGAAAUACAAGAUUUACUUGAUUUAAUACCAAUACGUAAUCAAAUCUAUGAAAAUAAUUAUAAUUUUACAAAUUAUUCAACAGAAGAAAUUUUUAUGAUACUUAUACAUCUUUUACAAUCAUUACCACAACCAUUAAUAUCAUAUGAAAUACAAGAUAAAAUAUUUUUAAAUACAAAAGAAAAUUUAUUAAGACAAGAUGAUGUGACAAAAGCUGUUAGUAUUAUAAUUGAACGAUUAAAAGCAAAAGAACGAAAUUUAUUUUUUCGUUUUCUUUUACUUUUACAAAAACAUUGGCCAACAAAAGAACAAAUACAAAAAGCAAACGAAGAAUCUGGUGAUAUAUUUAAUAUUUGUAUUGAUAUUCUAGCGCUUUCAAUUUUACACGAACAUCUUGAUAGAAAUCAACGACAUGCCUUUAUUUUAGCUUGUCUUAAUGAAGAAAAGAAAAAUUAA